Messenger RNA from Cladocopium goreaui, 1008 nucleotides. The record is from the annotation of a GenBank genome assembly. NCBI's taxonomy places the organism in Eukaryota, Dinophyceae, Suessiales, Symbiodiniaceae.
AUGGAGGAGGCUGCACAGGCCUUCGCAAGUGUCCAACAUCAACGUGUGGACGUGCCCUCUUCCAAGUCAGAUUACAAUGGAAUUUUGUUUGAAGCACGUUUGAACGCUGUAGGUGAAUAUUUGGUUCAUCGUACAUCUGCUGCAAGUUCCUUAGACGAGGUGGAGCAGGUUGCAGGGAAGACCAUGGCAGAGAGCUCAAUCAGCCAGUUGCGUGAUAGGGCCCUGCGCUUGAUGGCGGAAAAAGAGACCUACAAGCCGGCAAGGCCCUUAAAGGUUUCAGAACUGGAGUUGCUGGAGAGGACCUUACAGGGGCAGUCGGACCCUAUUGACGCAUGCAUGUUGGGGGCAGUCAUUUUUGCAGUUUUGUCCAGAGCAAGAUGGUUGGACUUGAAGCGCAUUUAUCAAAUCUGGAUUGAACAAGCAGAACAUGAUGGAAGGCUUUAUGGGUCUGGUGAGGCCAGAACAAAGUAUCAUAAAACGGCUAUGUCACUGGCAAAGAAACAGCCGUAUAUGCCGUUGGUAGCACCAGUUUUGGGUGUCACCGCAGUGGACUGGACGAAGCAUUGGGCGCAAGCUUGUGAGAGUCUGGGUGUGAGCUUUGACAGAGAUCCAUUUGGAGCCCUUUGCAGAGCAGCUUCACAUGGCGGUGUAUCGUGCAAGAGGUCGUGCACCACUGAGGAGGUUGGCUUUUUCCUGCACCAGAUUUUGAAGACCAACAUGGAGAACGCGAACGACGAUACAUGUGAGCCGACAUCACCGUUGGAGACAGCGCCAUCUCCAAAGCAUGAGGACGCAGCGGAUGGUGAGGAUUCCAACGAGAUUCCUUCUACAGAUUCAAGUUCUUAUGACAGCUCGUCAGAUGAUGCUCAUUUUGAGCUGCUGCAGAAUGGUUGCUCGACGCUGAAUGCGAGGUGCAGCCGGUGUUUCAAAGGAGAGGUGAUCUCAGAUUUGUCAGGUCUAGUGAAUGCACUGGACCAAGGGAAGUCGAAGCACUUAAGGCGUCAGUGA